AUGUCUCAUAACCUGAAUCGUGGUCAGAGAUUUGACACUGGACAGUACCACUGUGCACCUACGCCAUCGACACCUUCCUCAACGUCGUGUCACGGCCGCAGCUCAACGAUUGCGGGGGUGAAAGGGCUUUGGCAUAGAGGCGAAGAACCCCAGGAAAUCAUCGGAAGUGACUUCACUAGCUCUACCUCCUCUUCAUCCGCCUAUGAAGACACCAGUAAUGCUCGCGAGUUCGAGGAGUCCAAGCCGAGUUCCUUCGGCAUCGGUACAUACAUCCAAGAGAAGGCAUUGGCUGCGAGGGAAUUGUACCUCAGACAGAAUAACCUCCCCCUCGAGGUCCCCAAGCUCAACCCUCAUGCAUCAACGUUCGUGCCACAACACGUUCGACCUCUCACGGUACCUCAUUCGAACGCGCUUUCAAUGCAACCUCCACAAUGGUCCCUUGUCUUCGCCAGAGGUGCCCGAGGCUCACCCGAGAUGCAGGAUGUCGUAGCGAAUGAGCUGAUCAACACCUUUCCUUGGAAUUUGUACGAAGUCCCACAGCUGGCUCAACACUUUUGCUGGAUGGGCGCGCUAGGCACUCCGCACCUCGCACCGUUCGCUUCGUCAGUGAAUAGAGCUCUCAGUGGCAGGGCAGGGGAGCUUGCUCACGACUUCAGGAAACACCUACAACUAUAUUGUCAUGACACAUUUAUGGCAUUUUGGGAUAUGGCGUACCCAAGCGCUAUAACGUUCCAAACCACUGACGCGUCUUAUGUUAUGUCCGCAAUUUAUCUGACGUCUUUCAUGGGAGACCUGUUCAAAUGUGGCUUACUCCUCGCAGGGCCAACCAUGGGUUGUCUGCGAGUCCUCCUCCGAAAUACCGUCUCCCUUGAACACCUAGAGGCCAUACGCACCUUUUUGAUACAAGCUGGCAAAGGUCUGUGGUUUACGAACCCUUCGGAGUGUGCCGGUGAGAGGUGGUCAGUGGAGUUGGGGCGAUCGGCUAUCCCUGCGUUUAGGAAUGACUUCUGGAGCCAAACGAUGAAAAUGACGGAGACAUCUGGAAUACUGCGGACACCGAAAGACGGGGAAAUUAGGGAAAUCAAUUACGAGAUCAUGGGGAUUUUAGACGUGUGA
This is a messenger RNA of Pleurotus ostreatus (oyster mushroom), 1116 nucleotides long. RefSeq lists its product as uncharacterized. The coding region runs from base 1 to 1116 and encodes 371 amino acids. Lineage: Eukaryota; Fungi; Basidiomycota; Agaricomycetes; Agaricales; Pleurotaceae. The transcript has 2 exons. The record is from RefSeq and is a predicted model, not a curated record.